AGACUGGAAGGAGGCGCGAGCGGCAGAACCGGAAGUACGGCCGGCCACCAGCGCGGCGAGGCAAGAUGUCGGCGACCAAGAGGAAGCGGCGUGGAGACUUGGAGGUUCGGGCAAGGAAGCCGAAAAAGAUACGGAAAGAUACCGGGAAGCCAGCUAAGCAGGCGGCUGUGACAAAUGAGGUGGAAGAGGAAGAUAGGGAUCGCAUCCCAGGUCCCGUUUGCAAGGUAAAACCCCAGCUCCAGGACAGGAUCCUGAACAUAUGUAGUCAAGGUAAAGUAGUCUUCAAAUCCAUAACUUAAUUGCUUUCUCUUUUUGUUUUUGUAGAUACUAAAAUGGAUCGUAAAGAUAAAUUAUUUGUGAUAAAUGAGGUGUGUGAAAUGAAAAACUGCAAUAAAUGCAUCUACUUUGAAGCUAAGAAAAAGCAGGAUCUCUAUAUGUGGCUUUCAAAUUCACCUCAUGGGCCAUCUGCAAAAUUCUUAGUUCAGAAUAUUCAUACCCUGGCUGAACUGAAGAUGACCGGAAACUGCUUGAAAGGUUCUCGUCCCCUUUUGUCUUUCGACCCUGCUUUUGAUGAAUUUCCACAUUAUGCUUUGUUAAAAGAACUCUUAAUUCAGAUCUUUAGUACCCCACGGUACCAUCCCAGAAGCCAGCCGUUUGUGGACCACGUGUUUACGUUCACCAUUCUGGAUAACAGGAUAUGGUUUCGGAACUUCCAGAUUAUAGAAGAAGAUGCUGCUCUGGUGGAAAUAGGACCUCGUUUUGUCUUAAAUCUCAUAAAGAUUUUUCAGGGAAGCUUUGGAGGACCAACUUUAUAUGAAAAUCCUCACUACCAGUCUCCAAACAUGCAUCGGCGUGUCAUAAGGUCCAUCACAGCUGCAAAGUACAGAGAGAAACAACAAGUCAAAGAUGUUCAGAAACUGAGGAAGAAAGAACCAAAGACUAUUGUUCCACACGAUCCCACUGCAGAUGUCUUUGUUAUACCAGCAGAGGAGAAACCAGUAGAAAUACAGUGGGUGAAGCCAGAGCCUAAAGUAGAUCUGACAGCAAGAAAGAGACGGAUUUACAAAAGGCAUCGGAAACUGCAGCAAAAGACGAACAGAGGGAAUGCAAAAUGAGUCAGUGGAUAACUGGCUUCUCUACUUUAUAUUUAUUUUGUAUUCCACUUGUAAAUACUUGUAGUAUCAGAAACUAGCUAUGUCUAAUUAGGGUGCCUUUUAAAAAAAAUCUUCAAGUCCUGUUGGUCUUUUUCUAAAUAAAGCAUCUCCAGAAUGCA
Alexandromys fortis (reed vole) is the source of this 1273-nucleotide messenger RNA. RefSeq names its product biogenesis of ribosomes BRX1 (gene Brix1). The transcript has 10 exons. Gene Ontology annotation, biological process: rRNA processing; ribosomal large subunit assembly. Lineage: Eukaryota; Metazoa; Chordata; Mammalia; Rodentia; Cricetidae. The record is from RefSeq and is a predicted model, not a curated record. Gene Ontology annotation, cellular component: nucleolus. Gene Ontology annotation, molecular function: rRNA binding.